Molecule: messenger RNA, 2942 nt
Organism: Scomber japonicus (chub mackerel)
Lineage: Eukaryota; Metazoa; Chordata; Actinopteri; Scombriformes; Scombridae
Product: receptor-type tyrosine-protein phosphatase H-like
Exons: 16
Coding region: 1-2502 (833 amino acids)
Biological process (GO): protein dephosphorylation
Molecular function (GO): protein tyrosine phosphatase activity; protein binding
Source: RefSeq, a predicted model, not a curated record
AUGAAACUCUUUGUCUUUUUAGCUCCUGAAAAUGUGCAGAAUGUGACGGUGUUGACUCAAACUGAGAGCAGUAUAACUCUGAUGUGGGACAAGGUUAAUAAUAUCUCAACAUACUUCCUGAAGUAUGAUAACAAUAGCAUUGAGAAGGUGGAACCCAUUACUACAACUCCUGAAGAGCCAUCCGUUACACAUACGGUCAUUGAUUUGAGUGCUGGGAAAAAAUAUGAUUUUUUGCUCCUCACGACACAUAAUGGAGUCAACAGCACUGGAGUCAAUAUUUCUGCAGCCACUGCUCCUCGUAACACAGACGACUUUAAAUCAAUUGGACAAAAUGAGACCAGUAUAACUCUGCAGUGGAACAAAGUGAAUGACAUCCUCAACUAUAUAUUUGCGUUCAAUGGAAGUGAGAUAAAGGUCACUGCAUCAGUGGAAGAUAAAGUGACAUACACUGUACAAGGACUCACAAGUGGGACUAAAUAUGACUUCAGUCUCUUCACUAUGUUUGAAAAUGUCAGCAGCAGUGGAGUAAACCUAACUGCAGUCACUGCUCCUCGUAACACAGACGACUUUAAAUCAAUUGGACGAAAUGAGACCAGUAUAACUCUGCAGUGGAACAAAGUGAAUGACAUCCUCAACUAUACACUUGUGUUCAAUGGACAGGAGAUAAAGGUCACUGAAUCAGAUGAAGAUAAAGUGACAUACACUGUACCAGGACUCACAAAUGGGACUAAAUAUGACUUCAGUCUCUUCACUGUGUUUGAAAAUGUCAGAAGCAGUGGAGUCAACCUAACUGCAGUCACUGCUCCUCGCAACGCAGACAACUUUAAAUCAAUUGGACGAAAUGAGACCAGUAUAACUCUGCAGUGGAACAAAGUGAAUGACAUCCUCAACUAUAUACUUGUGCUCAAUGGAACUCCUCGUAACGCAGACGACUUUAAAUCAAUUGGACAAAGUGAGACCAGUAUAACUCUGCAGUGGAACAAAGUGAAUGACAUCCUCAAAUAUAUACUUGAGUUCAAUGGACAUGAGAUAAAUAUCACCGCAUCACAGGAAGAUAAAGUGACAUACACUGUACCAGGACUCACAAGUGGGACUAAAUAUGACUUCAGUCUCUUCACUAUGUUUGAAAAUGUCAGAAGCAGUGGAGUAAACCUAACUGCAGUCACUGCUCCUGCAGAUGUAAAAGCUCGAUGUGAGAACGUUGCAGCUGGCUACUCUAUACUUAUCGUCUUUGAUAAACCGAAGGGUUUGUGGACUGAAGUGGAGGUGAAUGUGACUGGGAAGACAGAAAAGUAUGAUAAUAAGACACAGAAGAUCACAAUACCUGGAUUCCAACCUGCAAAAUCAUAUGAGGUGUCUAUAGCUCUACUCUCUGAGAAUGUGAUGAGUUGUACACCUUAUGUUUUCCAAUGCCAGACUGAUCCAAGGGGAGUCAUUGUAGGGUCAGUGAUUGCUGUCCUGCUUUUUGGUGUUCUGGUCUUUCUAGUGGUCUUCAUUUUGCUUAAAAGACCAGAUAUUAUCAGAAAAAAAACAUUCAUUGAGGGUUCUCGACAAUCUAAAAAUAGCAAAGCUAUUUCUGUCGCAAAGUUUCCAGACCAUUUCUACCACUUGAGUGCAGAUGAGAACAGAGGUUUCAGUGAGGAAUAUGAGAAACUUCUUCCUGUUGGCACGGAGCAGACACGAAAGGUAGCGCUCCUGCCUGAGAACAAGGCCAGAAACCGUUUGAGCACCGUUCUGCCAUAUGACUGGUGUCGAGUGAAGCUAAGUACAUCGAAUCCCACUGGGGCCUCUGACUACAUCAAUGCCAGUUACAUGCCAGGCUACAAGAACAACCGAGAGUACAUUGCGACUCAGGGUCCUCUUCCUGGUACAGUCAGUGAUUUCUGGAGGAUGAUCUGGGAACAAAGAGUGAAAGGUAUCGUCAUGGUAACCAACUGCACCGAGGGAGGACGGACUAAAUGCGAGCAAUACUGGCCCUCGGACAGAGAGACUUGCCUUUAUGGAGAGAUGCAGGUCACCAACAAAUCUGAGCAGCAAGAGUUCAACUGGACUUUGAGGGAAUUUACACUGAAAUAUAAGAACACCUCAGAAGAGCGCACUGUGAAACAUUUCCACUUUACCGCCUGGCCUGACCACGGAGUCCCACAGGGCAGUGAAGUCCUGAUCCAGUUCAGAGAACUGUUCAGACAGCACAUAAAGACAGAGGGAACUGGGGAACCCACUGUGGUUCACUGCAGUGCUGGAGUGGGGAGGACAGGCACUAUUAUUGCCUUGGAUGUGCUGCUUCAGCAGCUGGAGCAAGAGAAAGCAGUGGGCAUCAAUGCCUUUGUGCACAAGAUGAGACUGAAUCGACCACACAUGGUGCAGACAGAGUCCCAGUACGUCUUCCUGCACCAAUGCAUCAUGGACCGUUUGCAGCCACAUGAAGAGACUGAAGAAAACUUAUAUGAGAAUGUGGACAUGAUAUAUGUCAAUGCCAUUGAACUCCAAGAUUUUCGUUAAACAACUAAAUGAGAUUAGCUCUUCACUGAAACCUUUAUGCACUUAAUGAAAAACUCAUUCUGAAGCCUUCAUGAUGUUUUGUAUUUUAAAAUAUCUGUACUGUAAAAGAAAGUUUUAAGACAUACAUUACUGGUCAAAAGUUUUAGAACACCCCAAUUUUUCCAGUUUUUUAUUGAAAUUCAAGCAGUUCAAGUCCAGUGAAUCACUUGAAAUGGUACAAAGGUAAGUGGUGAACUGCCAGAGGUUAAAAAAAGGUAAGAUUACCCAAAACUGAAAAUUAUACAAAACCACUUAAAAAUGUAGGUCUUACAGAGAAAUUGCGAAGAAAGUCAAGGUGUCAGUGAGUACAUUUCCUCCACCAUCAAAAGGCACUCAGAAACUGGGGGGGGGGGGGGGAUUUAAAAUACUGUGUUCAUCACGCAGGAGUUUUUUAUGCCGUC